Neurospora crassa OR74A is the source of this 1566-nucleotide messenger RNA. Its product is annotated as EBDP2. Bases 154 to 1218 code for a protein of 354 amino acids. The transcript is spliced from 4 exons. Lineage: Eukaryota; Fungi; Ascomycota; Sordariomycetes; Sordariales; Sordariaceae. Gene Ontology annotation, cellular component: membrane; endoplasmic reticulum. Gene Ontology annotation, molecular function: steroid Delta-isomerase activity; C-8 sterol isomerase activity; cholestenol delta-isomerase activity. The record is from RefSeq and is a predicted model, not a curated record. Gene Ontology annotation, biological process: sterol biosynthetic process.
CAAAAAACACCAGUCAUCUUACACAAAAUUCACACGAUAACAACAUCUCCACCUCAACAAAACAAUACCUCCAGUAUCAUUCACAUUCGUGGUUCUCUCUCUCUUUUUAUUUUUUAUUUUUCCAACUCAAAUACGGCCAUACGGGAAGCAACAAUGUCCUCCUUUUUAAAGUUUCUCGUCUCCUCCGGGGACGCCAGCUCCUCACGUCGGCACAAACAUCCUUACUACCCGCGCGAGGUUGUCGUCCCCAACUAUGCGCCCAACACGUACACGCUGCCUAUGGUGCUUGGUGCAUUUGGUGGAGCCACGGCCCUCUUGAUGGUGGGAACGGUGGCCAUUGGCAAGAAGGUCAAUAAGCAGUUGACGUGGAAGGAUGCGGGGGUGUUGGCGUGGUUUACGCUAUGUGGUUUCUUGCAUUGUUUCUUUGAAGGCUACUAUGUGCUCAACCACGCCACCCUCGCCAGCAAGCAGGACAUCUUUGCUCAGCUGUGGAAGGAGUACGCGCUGUCCGACUCGCGGUACAUGACCUCCGAUCCAUUCAUGCUCUGCAUUGAGACUCUGACCGUUCUCACAUGGGGCCCUCUCUCCUUCCUGGCCGUCUUUGCCAUCAUCAAGGGCAACACUAGCCUCCGUCACAUCACCCAAACCAUCGUCAGCGUUGGCCAUCUCUACGGCGUCGCCCUCUACUUUGGCACCUGCUUCUUCCAGGAAAAGUUUCGCGGCAUUUCGUACAGCAGACCGGAAACGCUGUACUACUGGGUUUACUACGCCGGCAUGAACGCGCCUUGGGUUAUUGUCCCUGCUAUCCUCCUCUUCCAAAGCAGCAAGACCAUUAGCCAAGGUCUCUCGGUCCUCAACAAAGUCAAGAGCAUGAAGGGCGGCAGUUCAUCCACCUCCGGCAGCGGCAGCAGCAGCAGCAUUUACAGCGGCAAGGCGGAGAGCAUCAGAUCGUUUGAUGGCAGCAGUGAGAGCAAGAGUAGCAACAGCAGCAGCAGCAGCAGCAGAAAGGCCGACAAGGAAAGCAAGCGCGAGCCUAGCAGGGAUAGCAGAGAUGGGGGCGAAAGGAGGAGGGAUCGCGUCUCGGAGCAGGCUGCCUAUUUCAGAGACGAAGGCAGGCCGGAGAGCAUUGCGGAGAGCAAAUAUGAGAUUUGGGAGGAGAACAGGGCGGAUGCGAGGGAGCAGUUGAGGAAGAAGAGGACGACGGGUCGGAGGGAGUAAGAAUGGAUGUGGAAUGUACAUAUAAAGUGGCGGCCAUCAAGGUGUCAGGUUGGUUGGAUAGGUAAGAGAUGGGAUGACACCGGCACGAGCUGGGAUGGGCCAGUUCUUAACGUCUACAUUGUAGCCCGGAGUGUGGGAUCCACUUCUGCGGUCCGGUGGUGUGGGCGGGUGCGUGCUCGGGAUCAGACCGGGUAUUGAGACAUGUGCACACCCCGUGGCUUCUCGGUUUCGGGAUGAUGAAUGAUGGGGCAGGUCGGCGUCGGUGUUUUUUAACUCUUUUUUUUUUUCCAGUUAAGUAGUCUAGAUGCUUAGAAUCUGUAGACAUUAUGGCCUGCAUGCUGUCUGGCG